Messenger RNA from Microtus oregoni (creeping vole), 975 nucleotides. Its product is annotated as testis-specific H1 histone-like. NCBI's taxonomy places the organism in Eukaryota, Metazoa, Chordata, Mammalia, Rodentia, Cricetidae. The record is from RefSeq and is a predicted model, not a curated record. Bases 1 to 975 code for a protein of 324 amino acids. The transcript has a single exon.
AUGGCUAAGGGGGCCCGGCCCAGAGGAAAAUCCCAAGGCUCAGAAAUUACAAUCCAGAUCAAAGAGCCUGCAGGGAGAACACUGGGGACACCGUCCAGGAAGGGCACGCGCUCAGUGCUCAAGGUGUCCCAGCUACUGCUCAGGGCCAUCGCUGACCAACCGGGGCUGACUCUGGCAGAGCUCAAGAAGGAGCUGGGAAAUGCUGGCUAUGAAGUGCACCCGAAGAUCAAAGGAGACAACAGGGACUCUUCCAGGUCUGAGAGGGGUACGCUUCUGAGGGUCAGUGGCAACGAUACCACAGGCUACUUCAGGGUCUGGAAGGUUCCUAAAUCGAGGGAAAAGAUGGGACAGUCCUGGCUGGUGCUGGGCCGCCGCUCUUCAAGGAAGACCCUACUCCAAUUCCGAUCAACAUCACCAAGACUACGCAGACCCCACUCGCAUCGCAAGGCAGCCAAGAAGGCCAGAGAAUUCUGGAAUCACAAGUCUAGGAUUUUUAAGGCAAAGUCCAGGAUAACCAGAUCAAUGGUUAGGAAAAGAAUCAGGUCAAGGGCCAGGUCAAGGGCAAGGUCAAGGUCAAGAGCGAGGUCUAGAGCCAUGGCCCAGGUGUAUGCCAGGGCCCAGGAACAGGCUUGUGCCAGGGGCAAGGAACAGGCUCGUGCCAGAGCCAGGACACAGGAGUGCACCAACACCAGAGAAGAGGCCCAUAUGGGAACCAGGAUACAAACCAGGACCAGGGCAAUGGACAACAUCAGAGUAGGGCCUUCAAGAGAAGAUGGCAGGUCUCGAUCUAAAAAUGAGAGCCGGCCAAACUCGAAAUCCAGGGACAAGAAGAGGCAGGAACCUGAGAGGGUGGUAAAACGAACCAUCCAGAAACCAGCUGUGGCUAUAGUUAACAGUGUUUCCAACCUACAAGGAAAAGCACGCACCAAGGCUUCUGCGAAAAGCAACAGUCCUGGGUGCUCGAGGAAUCCUUAA